Molecule: messenger RNA, 1030 nt
Organism: Drosophila grimshawi
Lineage: Eukaryota; Metazoa; Arthropoda; Insecta; Diptera; Drosophilidae
Product: protein KTI12 homolog
Exons: 3
Coding region: 77-979 (300 amino acids)
Source: RefSeq, a predicted model, not a curated record
AUAUCGGCAGCAUUCAGCACAUGCACAAAUUGGGAAAACACUUUGCAAGCCAAGACAGCUGCCUGGACAGAUUCAAAUGCCAAUUGUGAUAAUUACUGGCCUACCGGCAAGCGGCAAAUCCACUCGAGCCCGCCAGCUGCACGACUACUUGGCGGGCAAAGGCAAAAGGGUGCAUAUAAUAAGCGAGAACGAGGCGGUGCCCAAAGCGCUCUACGAGAAGAACGCCUUCUUCAACAGCUCACAAAGCGAGAAGGUUGUGCGCAGCGAUCUCAAAUCGGAGGCAUCGCGACACCUCAACAAAGACGAUGUCGUCAUCCUCGAUGCGGGCAAUUAUAUCAAAGGGUUUCGCUAUGAGCUACACUGCAUGACCAAGGCGGUGAGAACGACACAAUGCACACUUUUUACUUGCAUACCGCUGGAGCAGGCCUGGACAUUCAACAUAGAACGCAACGAGCCGGAUAAAUUGGAUGAGCAAGCGGAUCAAUCGGAUCGACGGCCAAACAACUCAAACGUGCCGUAUACCCGUGAAAUAUUCGAUGCGCUGUGCAUGCGCUACGAGGAGCCACAGAGCAGCAGUCGCUGGGAUAGCCCAUUGGUUGUGGCACUGCCCGAGGAUGCCAUCGAUUUAGAGGCCAUCUACAAAUCGCUAUAUGAGACGCAACCAUUGCCGCCCAAUCAGAGCACACAAAACCCGCCUUUGGGCGCCACAAACUACCUGUUUGAGCUGGACAUUAUUAUGCAGGAGAUCAUUAAGGAAAUACUGGGUGCAGUGAAAAUUGGGGCAUUUGGUCAGUUGCGCGUUAGGGGAAGCACCGUUAAGGUCAAGGUGACCACAUCAAUGAAUGCUAUGCAGCUGAAUCGCUUGCGGCAAAAAUUCAUCACGAGCACGUGUCGGGCGAGCCAGACGACGCCGGCACCUCUGGCGCAGGUGCCGCAGUUGUUUGUUCAGUUCAUCAAUGCCAAUACAGUGGGUUGUUAGUCUACGAACAACACAAAAUAAAUACUAAAUAAAAGAAACUAAAUUUUCAAA